Molecule: messenger RNA, 910 nt
Organism: Panicum hallii
Lineage: Eukaryota; Viridiplantae; Streptophyta; Magnoliopsida; Poales; Poaceae
Product: transcription factor PCF1-like
Exons: 1
Coding region: 1-609 (202 amino acids)
Cellular component (GO): nucleus
Molecular function (GO): sequence-specific DNA binding; DNA-binding transcription factor activity
Source: RefSeq, a predicted model, not a curated record
AUGGCUUCUCGUGACGCCGCCACCUUCCAGGUCUACCGGCCCAUGCCCGCGCCGACUCCGGCGCCGGCGCCGAUGUCGCUGGCGGCCGCGGCGCCCGCCUCCGACGUCGCGGCGCCCGCGCUGAAGAAGGCCAGCCCGGGCGCCGGCAAGGACCGGCACAGCAAGGUAAACGGGCGCGGGCGGCGCGUGCGGAUGCCGAUCGUUUGCGCGGCGCGCGUGUUCCAGCUCACCCGCGAGCUAGGGCUCAAGUCGGACGGCCAGACCAUCGAGUGGCUGCUCCGCCAGGCCGAGCCCUCCAUCCUCGCGGCCACGGGGUCCGGCACCACCCCCGCCGUCUUCUCCUGCUCCUCGGCGCCGUCCACCUCCUCCCCCGCCUCCGCGGCGCACCCGCUCCUCGGCAAGCGCCCGCGCGAGGACCACGAGCCGGCGCCCGCGCCCGCGCCGUUCUGGGCGACCCUGCAGGCGCGGCCCGUGGCGUGGGGCCUGUCGCCGGCGCAGGAGGCCGCGGCGCAGGCGUACGCCUCGGUGGCGGCGCAGCAGGGCCACCAUCUCAACCUCCUCUCCGUGCUCUCCGGCGCCGCGAGGCCUUCAGAGGAGGAGUCCCGGUGACCGCCGCCGCAGCUUUGCUACGUUAAUUGCAUGCGUCGACGCGUGGCGCGCUUUUCCGUCUGGUUCCGUGCAUCCCCGGGGUGCAUUCCGUGUGUGUUUUUCCUGUGAUCUGCGGUGUGAGGGGAAGAAGGCGGCGAGCUGAAGGAUCAACAACUCGCGAUCUGGUCGCCGGGGGUAGCGGUUGUAGAUAGCAUUCGUCAGGUUUUGUGCUUGUGAUCGAGCUUGUUCGUUGUCUGGGUUUGUGCUGUGAUGAUCAGGGCUCUGCAUGCCCAAUGUCAGCUGAUCUGAAAUUCUAGCACAA